Messenger RNA from Schizophyllum commune H4-8, 1053 nucleotides. RefSeq lists its product as uncharacterized. The record is from RefSeq and is a predicted model, not a curated record. Lineage: Eukaryota; Fungi; Basidiomycota; Agaricomycetes; Agaricales; Schizophyllaceae. The coding region runs from base 475 to 918 and encodes 147 amino acids. The transcript has a single exon.
AAGCUCGCUCAGCGCACACGGUGAAGAUGUGCAGGAUCACCAAUCCCGCGCUCUCUCACCGAAAUCUCGGUAAUCGCCGGCCACGCCCAAUAUCGCACCCCCGUUCCUCGGCCGUACCUGUCUCCCCUCCUCGCAGCAACCCAGCGCUGCUGCGUCGCAACCGCGGGGCGCCCCUUUCCAUUGUGCACUCGGCGGCGCCACACAACGCGGCCACGUGCAGAAUUACGGGUCUGAGGUAUGGCCCUAGACACCCCCCAAGACAAGCGGUGCGCCUAUCCUGUCGCGAAGUGUCAGACUCCCGCAGCGCGUCCCUCCAUUGUCAAUGUAAUGCGCCUCUUGUCCUGCGUAUCUGCACCCUCGAUCACUAGCGAUGUGCCUGCAUAAUUCGCAGCGUGGUCGACGUCUUUGGGUGGAUGAGAAGUACGGGAAGUAGGGAAGUACGCUGGGGAGCAGGCGCUCUGGCUCUCUCUGGGCAUGCCUCUUCCUAUGCCGGACGCGCUUCGCGCUCCCAACGCCUGUCCUCGACGCGUCAUCUGCCCCGCACGGAACCAAAAGCUCGACGGAGGCAGUGCUCGAGAUCUCGGUGGCAGAGGCACCCGCCCGUCACGCGCCUGUCACGAUUUACAGAUGAGAGGGGAUGAGUCACGCCUAGUCCGCGUCUCUUGCCACAGCCUUUUGCUUUGCAAGCCUGUUGAGGGCGCCCCUUCUGACCGCCGCGCGUCUCCCGAUGUUCUCGUAUCGGCCUGCUUGCCUGCCAAGCACAUCUGCAUCCCCGCGAGUCCGGAGAGUUGCUUACUAGCUUACAGUACGCCGAUAGUCGCAAGCAGCUAUUGUACUCUGCGCAUCGGGACCCCCAUCGCUCGGCCAUCGACGGUGGUACCAGCCCCCCUCCAUCGACCAUUCAAUCACAUAAUGUAAAUCGAUAUCACAUGCGAUAAGCCUUUUCCUCCGCGGGACCCCUACAAAGUCUCCCAUGGACCCCUCCCAGGACGACCGUCUGAGAUGCCGGACCGUCGUCACACGCAUUGGCAAGGUCACACGAGCCGCUGGUCA